AUGUCUGCACCCAAGAACAUGGACAAACAGGUCGCGCCACUGGACUUCUUUCCAUUUCGCGGCCAGUGCGGGCCACACAACACCGGCGGCUCCCUCUUCCUCGGCGUCCGUGCGCUUGUCAUCGGCUCCAUGUUUCCGGGCCCCGUGAACAUUCCGGGCGCCUCUGAGGCUGCCCUCGGGUUCCUGACCGAAGACGUCUUUGGUUUCGCAUUGCCCUAUGCAACCGUCGCCUUUACCGGCCUGCUGCUGUCGUCGGCCGCCUUUGCGCUCUAUAAUCUUGUCUGGCGGCGCGAGCGGCUGCCCCUGAAGAGCCAAGGCGGCGCCAUCCAGAUCGCCACCCAGGUCAAUCUCGUGGACCUGAUCCACACAUUGGCGCUCGCCUUUUCACUCUCGCGGAACCGGUCAUGGUCGCCAGCGACAGCCCAAUGGAUGCCUCUCCUCUUUGCCGUCGGCCUCGCGCUCCACCAGUGGGCUGACGGCGCCAAAUAUGUUGUUAAGUCGACGCGCGGCAACGACGGCAAGCUCUGCACCCGUGGCGUCUGGUCGCUCUUCUGCGGUGGCUGGUACCUGAAUGGGAUGCUGGCGCUGAGUCUCGUCUAUGUCUUCGUCACGACCAGUUUCCCGACCUCGGAGCGCUACCUUGCGACCAAGUACAAGCAGCAGUGGACGCAGUACUGUCAGCAGACACGGUCAAAGAUCCUCCCUUUUGUGUACUAG
This is a messenger RNA of Acaromyces ingoldii, 717 nucleotides long. RefSeq lists its product as hypothetical. The transcript has 3 exons. NCBI's taxonomy places the organism in Eukaryota, Fungi, Basidiomycota, Exobasidiomycetes, Exobasidiales, Cryptobasidiaceae. The record is from RefSeq and is a predicted model, not a curated record. Bases 1 to 717 code for a protein of 238 amino acids.